Messenger RNA from Peronospora farinosa, 546 nucleotides. NCBI's taxonomy places the organism in Eukaryota, Oomycota, Peronosporomycetes, Peronosporales, Peronosporaceae. The record is from the annotation of a GenBank genome assembly.
AUGCUGCAUGAUACGCAUGAACGUAGAGUGCUAAUGUCACAAUUUGCACUUCGAGCGUUUGUGAGUGUUGCGGACAAGGCGUACAAGUCCGACUUGGCACAAGAUGCUGUUCCCAUAAUGCAGGAUAAAGGAAUGGCACUUUCGAGUGAGCUUUACAGCAAUGUACUGAAGGCCUGUGGCAAGAAUGAAAGGUGGAGCGAUGUUCUGGAAUUUUUGAAGUCAAGCUCGAUGACAUGUCUGACGAACAUUAUUGCCACGAAGUUGCUUGAGACGAUGGCAAAUCAUAACCGCAUUGACGACUGUCUGGAGAUGCUGGACUCUUUCAAGGAACUUCUGAAGCCGACUGCCCGCGUGGCUGCAUUCAGGGCCUUGAUUGCUGCGAUGAAGUUCGAGGUAGUCAUGAACGUUAUUGAUCGUGUACGGAAACAAGGCAAGUACAUCAGCAUCGAGGACUAUAAAAAGAUUCAAGAGUGCUUCGAACACGAUGAAAAUUGGCGAUUGACAAUUCAGUUGCUGCCUUCAGUGACGCGGGACAGCUUUGGUUGA